CUGCCCUGGGGCGGUAUUAAAGGCCGCGCUGUGACGUCAUACGCACGCGGCAUCUUUGUCAGUGAACAAAAUGGCGACGUACGUCCUGACCGCCCGCAGGCUGCAGCAAGCCUUGAACCAUGGGAUUCGGAGGUACCAUCUUUCCGCUAUGUGUCGGCGGGCCAAAGUAGCUAUGAGUUACUUUGAGCCCAAUGAGUACGUCAAUUAUGAAUUACUGCGGAAAAACAUUGACAUCGUUUACAAAAGGUUGGACAAGCCCAUGACACUUUCGGAAAAGAUUGUGUACGGCCACUUAGAUGACCCCGUCAAGCAGAAGAUAGGCCGUGGGGAGACGUAUCUGCGUCUGCGUCCGGACCGGGUGGCCAUGCAGGAUGCCACUGCUCAAAUGGCCAUGCUUCAGUUUAUCAGCAGCGGCUUGCCCACAGUAGCCGUGCCGUCCACAAUUCACUGUGACCACUUAAUCGUGGCUCAGACUGGCGGAGUAGAAGACCUGGCAAGAGCUAAGGACCAGAAUGCCGAAGUUUAUAAUUUCUUGGCAACGGCAGCAGCAAAGUAUGGAGUCGGCUUUUGGAAACCUGGCUCUGGCAUCAUCCAUCAGAUUAUUUUGGAGAACUAUGCCUAUCCUGGCGCCUUAAUGAUUGGCACAGACUCCCAUACUCCGAAUGGUGGUGGCCUGGGUGGCGUCUGUAUCGGCGUUGGCGGAGCGGAUGCAGUCGAUGUGAUGGCCGGCAUUCCUUGGGAGCUGAAGUGUCCAAAGAUUAUUGGGGUGAAGCUCACAGGACAUCUAUCAGGCUGGACUUCAUCAAAGGACGUCAUCUUAAAAGUGGCAGGCAUUUUGACAGUUAAAGGAGGCACUGGUGCUAUAGUGGAAUAUCAUGGGCCAGGCGUGGAGUCCAUCUCUUGCACAGGCAUGGCCACAAUCUGCAACAUGGGCGCUGAGAUUGGAGCAACCACCUCGAUCUUCCCCUACAACCACAGAAUGAAGAAAUACUUGGAAAAGACUGGCAGAAAAGAGGUUGCUGCUUUGGCUGAAGAGUUCAAGGACUUGCUUGUUCCUGAUGAGGGCUGUGAAUACGAUCAACUCAUUGAAAUCAACCUCUCCGAGCUUAAACCGCUUAUUAAUGGUCCUUUCACCCCCGACCUUGCGCACCCAGUGUCAGAGAUUGGGGCAACGGCUGAGAAAAAUGGUUGGCCUCUUGAUAUUCGAGUAGGUCUGAUCGGCAGCUGCACCAACAGCAGUUAUGAGGAUAUGGGCCGUUCAGCUGCAGUGGCCAAGCAGGCAAUCAAGCACGGGCUGAAGUGCAAGUCCCAGUUCACCGUAACCCCCGGCUCCGAGCAGAUCCGUGCUACCAUUGAGAGAGAUGGAUACGCUCAAAUUCUGAGGGACUUGGGUGGGCUUGUUCUUGCCAAUGCCUGUGGGCCCUGCAUCGGACAGUGGGACAGGAAGGACGUUAAGAUGGGCGAGAAGAACACAAUUGUGACCUCCUACAACAGGAACUUCACCGGGCGCAACGAUGCCAACCCCGCCACGCACGCCUUCGUCACGUCACCCGAGAUCGUUACAGCCUUUGCCAUUGCUGGCACCUUGAAAUUCGAUCCUGAACGUGAUUUUCUGACCGGAGCCGAUGGGAAGAAGUUUAAGCUGGAGGCACCAUCUGCUGAUGAGCUGCCCACCAAGGACUUUGACCCUGGCCUGGAUACGUAUCAGUACCCGCCAAGCGACACCAAGGGCAUUGAAGUGAACGUUGACCCAAAGAGCCAGCGGCUACAACUACUGGAACCAUUUGACCGUUGGAGCAAGAAGGAUUUGGUGGACAUGAGAGUACUGAUUAAGGUGAAAGGCAAAUGUACCACCGAUCACAUAUCAGCAGCUGGGCCGUGGCUCAAGUUCCGCGGGCACCUCGAUAACAUUUCCAACAACCUGCUCAUCGGCGCGGUUAACAUCGAGAAUGACAAAGUCAACCAGGUCAAGAACAUGAUCACCAACGAAUAUGGACCCGUGCCUGACACAGCCCGCGCGUACCAGAAACAAGGCAUCAACUGGGUGGUGAUCGGAGAUGAGAACUACGGCGAGGGCUCUAGUCGGGAACACGCUGCCCUCGAGCCCCGGCACUUGGGAGGUCGCGCCAUCAUCGUCAAGAGCUUUGCCCGAAUUCACGAAACCAACCUGAAGAAGCAAGGCUUGCUGCCCCUCACCUUCUCCAACCCCAGCGACUACGACAAGGUGCAGCCUGACGACAAGGUCUCCAUCACUGGGCUGAAUGAAUUUGCACCUGGAAAGCCACUCACGUGUAUCCUUGCGCACAAGAAUGGCAGCAAGGACACAAUCCAACUCAACCACAGCUUCAACGAAGGACAAAUCGAGUGGUUCAAAUCCGGCAGCGCACUCAACAGGAUGAAAGAACUGAAGAAAUAAGGAGGCCCGCUGGAUACGGUGUCCAAGCACUUGAUUGUAUUAUUGGAGCUGUCCCUCGUCCGCCUUGUCCAUCGCUCGUCCUCCAGCGAUCGUUUCCGUGUUAUCAGUAGUCGUGCCCACUCCAUUCUGAUGGACAAUCAAUAUUCGGCCUGCGCUUGUGAUUUGACAUUUUAAAUAUAAUCUGACCGUCGUCUCCGACCUCCUCGUGAAGUCUCCGUUGGCCUGUGGGAAGCUAUUUAUAUUUUUCUUCUGUACAUUUUAUUUUUGUGUGUGUGUGCUUUUAGUUUUAUUGUGUGUUUUUUUUUUUUGUUGCCCCCCCACCCCUUCCCCGACUCGCCAGUGGAAACCGAAGAUCCGCAUUUGGUUUUCUCGUGACCUUUUCUCAAGGUGUCGCCAAUCAAGUAACGUGGUUUUCAAAGAGAGAGAAAAACAGUCGGCUAAUAAAAUUGGAAACCAAAAGCUA
Molecule: messenger RNA, 2879 nt
Organism: Leucoraja erinaceus (little skate)
Lineage: Eukaryota; Metazoa; Chordata; Chondrichthyes; Rajiformes; Rajidae
Gene: aco2
Product: aconitase 2, mitochondrial
Exons: 18
Coding region: 71-2416 (781 amino acids)
Biological process (GO): tricarboxylic acid cycle
Cellular component (GO): cytosol; mitochondrion
Molecular function (GO): 4 iron, 4 sulfur cluster binding; aconitate hydratase activity
Source: RefSeq, a predicted model, not a curated record